AUGUCAUCUGUAAUAUGGAGUUUAUGGAAACACCGCAAUCUCAGAGUAUGGGAUGAUGUAACACAAACAAGUGCCACGGUUGUUGAGCGUGCUCGGAACAUGGUUGAAGAUUGGCAAUUGGCUAAUGCUCCGGAUAUUCUUGUGUCUAGCUCGACACAUCAACCUCCAACGGCCUCCACCUCUCCUCAACAUCGAAUCAUGUGGCAGCCUCUCGUACUAGGAAGAUACAAAUGCAAUAUCGACGCGGCUUUCUCUUCUCACAUCAAUCGUACAGGUAUUGGUAUUUGUGUUCAGGAUGCAGAAGGUACGUUUGUUUUGGCUAAAGCUUUUAUAUACCCUUGUACGGUUUCGGUGAAUGUGGGUGAAGCCUUAGGGCUGCACUCCGCUAUGCAAUGGUUGAGUGAUAUGUAG
This is a messenger RNA of Medicago truncatula (barrel medic), 411 nucleotides long. RefSeq lists its product as uncharacterized. The coding region runs from base 1 to 411 and encodes 136 amino acids. Lineage: Eukaryota; Viridiplantae; Streptophyta; Magnoliopsida; Fabales; Fabaceae. The record is from RefSeq and is a predicted model, not a curated record. The transcript has a single exon.